AAGAAUUGUGUAAAGUAAUGGUCUUAGGCACAGCUUCUACAUUUGUUUCAGUUCUGUUUUAAUAUUUGCAAUAUACCGUAAUAUUAACUUCUCUAUGAUCUUAUAGAAUUGUUGCUUAUUUUUGUAUAUCAAAGAUUUCUAGAAAAUCUCUUUGAGAUGUAAUAUUUCUGUUCAGUCCCAGAAAUCUUGGAUUGAAGGUGCCUUCAGUAAAAGAGAAUGUGCAAAAAUUGUACCCAGCUCAAAAGAUUCUCACAGAUGUUUUCAACAUUCACGUUACCAUCAGUCCAGUGGAUCACUGUACAGAGGUUCUGCAGGAUGUCAAGUAUGCCAGAAUCUAAUUCGUCCGAAAAAGAAAAAUAUAAUGUGGAAUGGUCUGUUGAAAAAGAUACAAAGAUGAGUCCAACUGAUGCAUUUGGUACAAUCAAUUUUCAAGACAGUGAUCACACUUACCAUGCUAAGUAUAUCAGAACCUCUUAUGACAUAAAGCUAGAUCAGCUAUUGCAGCUCAUGAUUAAAGAAUGGCGGAUGGAAUUUCCCAAAUUGGUCAUUUCGGUUCAUGGUGGGAUCCAAAACUUCAAACUUCCAUCUAAAGUGGUACAACUUUUCAGCAAAGGACUGGUCAAAGCUGCUGAAACUACGGGUGCUUGGAUAUUAACAGAAGGCAUUAACACUGGAAUAUCUAAACAUGUGGGAAAUGCAUUGAAAUUCCAUGCCUCUCAAUAUUUAAGAAAGGUCUGUGCUAUUGGAAUUUCCCCUUGGGGCAUCAUUGAAAAUCAGAAAGAACUUAUUGGCAAAGAUGUAGUCUGCCUGUAUCAGACACUUGGCAAUCCCCUUAGCAAACUGAGCACCCUCAACAGCAUGCAUUCCCAUUUCAUACUGGUUGAUGAUGGCACAAUGGGCAAGUAUGGCAGUGAGAUGAAACUCAGGAGAAGUCUGGAAAAGUAUCUAUCACUUCAAAAAAUACAUACCCGAAUGGGACAAGGUGUACCCUUAGUUGGUCUACUGGUAGAAGGCGGUCCCAAUGAAAUCCUGACAGUCUGGGAAUAUGUCAGGGAUACACCUGCUGUUCCGGUAGUAAUAUGUGAAGGAACCGGAAGAGCAGCUGACCUGCUUGCAUUUACCUAUAAACACACCACAGAUGACACAAACUGGAACGCUCAACUUAAGGAAAAGAUAUUAUUAAAGAUUCAGAACAGCUUCAGUUUUGGGCAAAAGCAGUCCCAUCAUUUGUUGAAAAUUUUAAUGGAAUGUAUGGAACAUAGGGAUUCUAUAACAAUAUUUGAUGCUGAAUCAGAGGAGCAUCAGGACAUGGAUCUCGCAAUCCUGACUGCACUCUUGAAAGGCACACAUAUGUCUGCUCCAGAUCAGCUCAAUCUGGCUCUGGCUUGGAACAGAUUGGACAUUGCUAAAAAACAUAUAUUGGUUUAUGGGCAACACUGGAAGGUUGGCUCCCUUGAACAAGCAAUGCAGGAUGCCCUCAUAAUGGAUCGGGUAGAAUUUGUGAAAUUGCUAAUAGAACAUGGUGUGAAUCUACACCGGUUCCUUACAAUAUCACGGCUGGAAGAGCUUUACAAUACUAAACAAGGGCCAACAAAUCUACUUUUGCAUCAUCUUCUUUGUGACGUGAAACAGAGUACUUUUCCAGUGGACUAUAAAAUAUCAUUGAUUGAUAUUGGAUUGGUUAUAGAAUACUUGAUUGGUGGAGCUUAUCAGAGCAGCUACACAAGAAAACAUUUCAGAAUUUUAUGCAAUAAUAUUUACAGGAAACAUAAGAAUCAGGAAGUUGUCUCCAGGCUGGCCCAGAACGUCUCACUUCAUCAGGUUAAUCAGACUGGGAGUCGAAGUGGAACUGCUGAAAAUACUUUGCAUUCCCAGUUUAUCAGAACAGCUCAGCCAUACAAAUACAAAGAAAAAUCACCAAAUCUCCAUAAAUCCAAGAAGAAGGUCAAAGAUGAAUUCACAGUAUUUGAUGACCAAGAGUCAGUUGGUUUUAUUUACCCCUACAAUGAUCUCUUGGUUUGGGCGGUUUUGAUGAAAAGGCAGAAGAUGGCUAUGUUCUUUUGGCAGCAUGGAAAGGAAGCAAUGGUCAAGGCUGUGGUAGCUUGCAAACUCUAUAGGGCCAUGGCACGGGAAGCCAAACAAUGCAACAUGGAGGAUGAUACAGCAGAGGAACUGAAGAAGUAUUCAAAUGAGUUUGGGCAGCUUGCUCUAGAUGUGUUAGAUAAUGCAUUCAAACAAAAUGAGCAGAUGGCCAUGAAGCUGUUGACAUAUGAGCUGAAGAACUGGAGUAACUCAACAUGUCUGAAACUGGCUGUGUCAGUGGGUUUGAGACCUUUUGUAUCUCACACAUGCACCCAGAUGCUGUUGACUGAUAUGUGGAUGGGGCGUCUGAAAAUGAGAAAGAAUUCCUGGUGUAAGAUGGCCUAUAUAGCCUUUCUCAUGCUGUUUACUUACACAAUCCUGGUGAAGAUGAAACCAACCCCCAGUGCUCAAGAAUGGCUUGUGAUCACCUACAUUUUUACUACCUUCAUUGAGAAAGCCAGAGAGAUUUUUAUUUCAGAGCCAAGCAAGUUCAUCCAAAAGGUGAAAGUAUGGAUUUAUGAAUACUGGAAUUUUACAGACUUUAUUGCUAUCAUCCUGUUCAUGACCGGAUUUGGUUUGCGCUGGGCUAAUCCUCCACUUCAAACAGUCGGAAGAUUAAUUUAUUGUUUGGAUAUAAUAUUCUGGUAUGCUCGACUUCUUGAUUUUUUUGCCGUGAAUCAGCAUGCUGGCCCCUAUCUGACAAUGAUAGGCAAAAUGACAGCAAACAUGUUCUAUAUUGUAAUUAUGAUGGCCAUAGUACUAUUAAGCUUUGGUGUUGCACGAAAAGCAAUACUUUCUCCAAAUGAGCAGCCAUCAUGGACUCUUGCACGAGAUAUUGUAUUUCAGCCAUAUUGGAUGAUAUUUGGUGAGGUGUAUGCAGGAGAAAUUGAUGCUUGUGAAUUAGAUAAAAACUGUCCUCCAGGUUCAUUUCUCACCCCAUUUCUUCAAGCAGUGUACCUCUUUGUACAAUACAUCAUUAUGGUCAAUCUCCUUAUUGCUUUCUUCAAUAAUGUUUAUUUUGAUAUGAAGUCUAUGUCAAACAAACUCUGGAAAUAUAACCGUUACCGCUAUAUCAUGACAUACCAUGAAAAGCCAUGGCUGCCUCCACCUUUCAUCAUACUGAGCCAUAUUGGCCUUGUGCUAAAUUGCCUUUGCAACCGCCGGCUCCCAAGUCAACUGGAUCAAGAGGAGAAGGAGCAUGUUGAACUCAAACUGUACCUGAGUGAUGAGGAAUUAAAAAAGCUUCAUGAUUUUGAAGAACAGUGUGUGGAACAGUAUCUACACGAAAAGAAGGAAAGCUUUCAUUUCAGCGAUAGUGAACAGAUCCGUGUUACAAAUGAAAGAGUUGAAGAAAUGUUUUCACAGCUGAAGGAAAUUCACGACAAAGUAAUUUAUAUCAAAGAUUCUUUGCUUGCCUUGGACAGCCAACUGGGACACUUACAGGACCUCUCAGUGUUAACAGUUGAUACUCUCAAAGUCAUUUCAGCUGUGGAUACUUUGCAAGAAGGUGAAGUCUUUCUCUCUGAACAGAAGCACCAGACCUGUAGGAAGCUUCCGCAUAGUUGGAGCAACACUCUAUGUUCAAAGGCUUUGAGUUGUAUGGAAAGUGAAAACAUCAAGUACAAUUACUACAGCAUGCCACCUUCUCUUCAGAGGAACCUAGCCAGAAGCCAUUGGUCAUUAGGAGGGGACCAUCCCAUUCUGGAUGGCCUAAACUAUGGUGAAAUCCAAUUAGUCAAGAAAGAGCAAGAACAGGAAGUUGAAAAUGGCCUUCUGACCUCAGAGUUAUCUUCAGAGAAUAAAUCAGGCUCUCGAUAUGGACAGUUUCUUCUUGUGCCUCCAGAUCAGAAAGGAGCUUCUGAAGAUGCUGGUUUAAGUUUGGCCCUUUCAACUACUCUGAAUGAGCUUAAGGAUGAGGACUUAAAAGAUGAAAUAAAACAGAAUGACACUGUCCCUCAAUGCCAUGUAUGCAGUGCCAAUGAUGUGGCAAAAGCAAUGCCGGUUAUCAGCCAAAUGCAGGAGCUGAACAUUUCCCUGGCUAAGAAAGAAAGCGAAACUACUGCCGAACACCAUUUGUCCAUCCACGCGGUUAAUAGCAUCAGCGAGAUCUCUCAAUCUGCUCCUUAUCACUGUGAAGGACCAGGAAAAGGUUAUGUAAAUUGGGGCUUCCUGGAAGACAACGAGAAGAGAGAUGGUGGCAAUUGGUCAAGACGAGCAUGUCAACAAUCGCCCUGUGGCAAAGAAGAUGGCCGUUGCAGUCCUCCGCACAUGCAGAUCAAGGAAUCCAAAUCUUUCUCUUACAGUUCGGAUGUAUCAGAGUACAGCAGUGACAACUCACAGUCUCGCUUGACUUUCCAACGCAGCAUGUCUGUGUGGAUCAACCCUCUGAAGAGAAAUUGGCCUUUCUGCAAAGGGAGCAGCUUUUGUGCCCAUGGUGCUGAGAAAACAGCAAAAACCUGCAAAAUAAAAGAAGUCUCAAAAUCUACUCAGCUCUAUCAGUCAGUAUGGGCCAAGGCAAAAUUUGGAAACAAAGAAAGGAGGUCUUCAAGGAAAAAGCGAAAAACUCUCCAAGUUCCAUUGAUUACAGUAGAUAGUUGCCCUCAGAGCAUCCAAGUGAAUUUCGAACCGCUUCACAGUAAAUCUGCCGAAGACGAAGAGGAACGCAGGGCCAAAUGGCUGACUGUGUCUCACUUCAAGCAACUAAGUUUAGAUCAUAUCAGUUGUAUGCAUCAGGAAAUGAAAAAUCAAGAACUGGUGAGGCAGACAGUGCAAAUCUGUGACUACUUGAGACAAUCGCAAGAGGAUUUAAAUAACAGCAUUGCUUGGACUAGGAAGAAUAGAAAGAAUAAUCUGAGCAGAAGCUACUCGUUGAGAAGUUUAGAUGGAGAUGGCAAUAUCUCACUCUCUUUAAAAACCCCUCAAGAUUUGCACCAUCAUUACUCAGCUGUUGAAAGAAACAAUUUAAUGAGACUGGCUCAAACAAUCCCUUUCACACCAGUGCAGUUUUUUGCUGGAGAAGAAGUAACGAUUUAUAGACUGGAAGAAAGUUCACCUUCGAGCCUUGAUAAAAGCAUGUCCUCUUGGUCACAGCACGGCAUGGCUGCCAUGAUUCAAGUUUUGUCUCAAGAGGAAAUGGAUGGAGGAUUGAGGAGAGCCAUGAAAGCUGUCUGCACCUGGUCUGAAAAUAAUGUGCUCAAGUUAGGUGAAGUUUUCAUUGUAAAAUCUUUCCUUCCGGAAGUUGUUCGGACUUGGCAGAAGAUCUUCCAUGAAAGCACAGUCCUCCAUCUAUGUCUCAGAGAAAUACAACAGCAAAGGGCAGCUCAGAAAUUGAUAUAUACCUUCAAUCAAAUGAAGCCACAUAGCAUUCCAUAUACCCCCAGAUUCCUUGAAGUCUUUUUAAUAUAUUGCCAUUCAGCCAAUCAGUGGCUGACAAUAGAGAAAUACAUGACAGGAGAAUUCCGCAAGUACAAUAACAAUAAUGGGGAUGAAAUCACACCUAGCAAUUUGCUGGAAGAAGUUAUGCUGGCUUUUUCUCACUGGAGUUAUGAAUAUACCCGAGGAGAACUUCUUGUAUUAGAUUUGCAAGGUGUUGGAGAAAGCCUCACUGAUCCAUCUGUUAUUAAACCUGAAGACAAACAAGGGAUGACCUUCGGACCGGCAAACCUUGGAGAAGAAGCCUUCAAAAAUUUCAUUUCAAAGCACUGCUGCAAUUCUUGUUGCAAGAAACUCAAACUUCCUGAUUUGAAAAGAAAUGAUUAUGCAUCUGGGAGGGUCAAUCCAGCUUUUGAAAUUGAAACUGAAAUACCAAUGGCAGCAGAAGAUGAGAAUGCAAACAAUAGGGACGAUGAACCACUGGAAUAUUAUACUCGGCUGUGAAGCAAGAGCUACUAAUUUUCAUCAUUAGAAUUUUUUUUCUGAAGGGCCAAAUCCUGGGAAUUCUACUACCUCCACUGUCUGUACUUUUUUAGAAUAAAGAAAUAAAAAA
Thamnophis sirtalis is the source of this 6067-nucleotide messenger RNA. The record is from RefSeq and is a predicted model, not a curated record. NCBI's taxonomy places the organism in Eukaryota, Metazoa, Chordata, Lepidosauria, Squamata, Natricidae.